UUAAUAUAUAUUAUUUAGUUUAUGUAUUUUGUAGUGAUGUUUUUUAUAGGAUACUAAAAAUGGCUAACAACUUCAGUGUCAUUGUAUUUACUGAAGACAACACAGUAGAAGCAGUUCCUACUAGUUGGGUAAAAAAAAAAGAUGGUACUUGUGCAUGGCCCACUACUAAAAGCCGAAGCUUAAUUAUGAAAUUAAUUGAAAAAAAAAGUGUCCCCAAUGAAGUGCAAUAUAAAUAUUAUAAAGCAAAAGUGAUGAAAACUUGUGAAUCACUUACUAAUGCACGGAAAAUGGCAGAAAAAGGAGAGACAAAAACAGAUAUAUCAUCUACUGAUGAAAGUGAUUAUAUGAAAUUAUAUAAGAAAAAAAAACCAAAAUUGUUAUUGGACUGUAGUGAUCCUUCUACAUCUUGCCCCGUGUAUUCUGCUUCUGAUGACGAUUCUGACAAGGGUAACCUAACCAAAUCAAAUCAGCACAAAUUAGUAAACGGAUGGUCACCUUCUCCUAACAAAAUGAAAUUAACAUGUCAAUCAGAUCCUCAAGGAGUUAAAUUUCAUGUAAAUAAAAAAAAGUCAGCAGUUGUUCGGAAAAUUUCUUAUAGCGAUUCCAAUAGAAAUGAGAAUAUAGAUUCAUCUUUAUUGAAAAAUAAUGAAAAUAAAAGUGUUCAACCCUUAAACAUUGAAUUAGUUGAAUUGGAUAGAUUAUUGAGUAAUGAUGAUGAUAUUACUGAUUAUUGUAAUGAUUACAUCACUAUUGAUGCCGUUGAUGGAGAUACGUUUAUUCAAAAUUCAAAGGCUGCUGCAGUUACAUCGGUAACACCUUCAGAUAAACAAAGCUCUGCUAAACAGUUCAUUACACCAAGUACACAUGAAAAACAAAAAUUGGACUUAGGCACAUCACCGAUAAACCCUGAUACAGAAUUUCAAAAAGAAGUACUAUAUAGAUUAUCAUUUAUUAAGCAUGAAUUACGAAGAAUUGUAAGCAACCAAAUGGAAUUGAGCCAACGUAUGGACAAUUUAGAAAGUCAAAAUCUCAGCAAUAUAAUCUUGCACACUAAUAAUAAUGAAAAUAAUACAUACUUAAAAAAUGAUAUACCUGGCUUACCUAUGAAUACUAUAUCAGAUUUAAAUGCAUUCAAUCAGAAAUUAUCUGAAGAUGAAAUAUUUUGUAACAAUGUGAUUAAUCAACUAACAUAUAUUGGAGGAAAACACGCUAAAGCAAUGAUUAAAAGAAUAAUGGAUAAACUUUUUACCAAUGAACUUUUACAAUUGUUUUCAUACUCUGGCAAAAAAGGAAAAACCAAAUUUUCUGACCAAAUGAUUUGUCCUAUUAUUUUUGAUGCUGUAAAAAAACAAUCAAAGUUUAAAAAUGUAACCCAAAAUGAAAUGGAAGAAGUUGUUAAGUAUGUGCUCGCCCAAGCCCCGUUCAACAUAAAACGACAACUUAAAAAAUAAAUAUUUUAUUUACAUUACACAUUAAUAUAAUUAUCUAUCAUGUAUAAUGACGAAUACAAAU
This is a messenger RNA of Aphis gossypii (cotton aphid), 1512 nucleotides long. RefSeq lists its product as uncharacterized. The transcript is spliced from 9 exons. Bases 60 to 1451 code for a protein of 463 amino acids. The record is from RefSeq and is a predicted model, not a curated record. NCBI's taxonomy places the organism in Eukaryota, Metazoa, Arthropoda, Insecta, Hemiptera, Aphididae.